Messenger RNA from Musa acuminata AAA Group (dessert banana), 1133 nucleotides. RefSeq names its product protein MODIFIER OF SNC1 11. The coding region runs from base 79 to 732 and encodes 217 amino acids. The record is from RefSeq and is a predicted model, not a curated record. The transcript is spliced from 6 exons. Gene Ontology annotation, biological process: poly(A)+ mRNA export from nucleus. NCBI's taxonomy places the organism in Eukaryota, Viridiplantae, Streptophyta, Magnoliopsida, Zingiberales, Musaceae. Gene Ontology annotation, cellular component: nucleus.
UGUUGAAACCGCGCCCCGAAAUCCCGUUAGCCUCCUCUUCCGCCUCUCGGCCUCCCUCACCUCCGAUUCGAGAUUCCCAUGGCGUCCCAAAACCCCAAGGGUUCCUCACAGUCGGGCAAGAAGGCCAUGGAUGUACCUCCCUCGGCGGAGGUUGUGGCCCCUCCUGCUGCGGCGGUGCCGGAUAACAGGCCUUCUCCUCCGACGGUUCGCCUCCCAAACCCUAGUUCUGCCCCACAGAAGCCCGAGAUCCAUGGGAACGCGGAGGGACCAACCGGCGUGGUAGGGCUGAAGGAGACCGCGCCGACCGCCGUUGAAGCCGCUGCCGCUGCUGCUGGUCAAUCCAACUCGGGUUCUUCGGAGGCAGCCCCUGUCACCGAUCUCCAGAAGAAGCUCCGGCGAGCCGAGCGAUUUGGGACGCCCGUGAUGCUUUCGGAACAGGAGAAACGCAAUUCUCGAGCUGAGAGGUUUGGAACUGUAUCAACCUUGGAUGGAGGGAAGAUUGUAGGACCACUAGAGGAGCAGAAAAGAAAGGCCCGGGCUGAGAGGUUUGGGCUUAAGGCUGAAACUGAUGAGGAGGCAAAGAAGAAGGCUCGGUUGGAACGAUUUGCACCAUACUCAAAGUUGGAUACUUCAGAAGAGGAGAAAAGAAAGGCACGAGCAAUCAGGUUUUCACAAGCUUCACCUAAAGUUAGCGGCCAAUCCAACUCUGACCUGAAGGCAACAGCUUUGUAGCUCACACCUGAUGAGGAGUUGUCAUGAUCAAGGGUUUGCAUGGUCUCCAAUAUGUUCCUGUAUCUUCUUAGCCUUUGGUGGUGGUCACAGGGACUGCAGCAUAUGCAGUUACCACGUUACAUUAUGUAAAACAAGAUUUUGAUGACACUGGUGCGGCUUUCUCAAUGUAUGAAGUAGAUCAUGGUGGUUAAUGUGGUUAGUAUAUAUCCCAUUUGGUAGACAAGUUGCAAUGGUGGUUCUGAUUUCACUAGCGAAGAAAGGUUAUUUUAGUAAUUGACUUGCUGAUUACAUUAUGGUUCUUGUUCUUUAGAAUCUAGUAUUUGUUAUUCCCUAAUGCCCCAUGACUUGAACAAUUGUUUUAGUUUUGCUUCUUGAUAAAGAAAUAAAAAUUCUUCAGUUCA